AUGACAGUCAUUAGCAUUCCAUGUAUGUUUUGGCUGUUGUACGUAAAUACUGUUUCGGGCCCGGACAUUUAGUGGUUAUUUUACAUUUACACGCCCAAUGCCCACGGGGAUUCAGUAAAACCGUUAUCUUUGUUGGUUCGGAUCGAAACUAGGAACAAUUUUUAAAUAAUUGCCAAAGGUUCUAGGCAAUCAGUGGAAUGUAUGGGUGGUUGAGGCAGUUAUUGUGAUAUACAAGAUCCCAAAAGCCGUUGUCACAUCUACAUUCCCGCAGCCUCAAUAAGUUCCCUGGAAUAAUUCAUGCGUCAGAUUUCAAAUUAAUCUUUAUUUGCAUCUUUUAUACAUCCGCGGUCAGGUGGAUUGGCACAUGUAGUACUUGUCUACUCGUUCCGGUAUUGCUGUUCGGGUCACCAAUCGCACCACUUCGUUGUUGCGGGUUAUGACGCUUGGAAGAGGCACUCUGAUGCUGCCAGCCGGUGUGUUUUCGAUCGGUUGACCAACUAGUUUAGAUGAUUGUGUCCCCAAUUUACACCCCUCAGUGUUUACUGUCAAUCAUGUAUCUUUUGUUCACCAAUCCAAGACUGGUAGUUAAACCUGUUUUUAGUGUUUUUGAUUUAUUCCAACGCAAGUGGAGCAGAUCUCGCGUUCGGAAAUCCAAGUGAGCCCCUCCGGUGCCACCAACAUUGCAGAACUGUAACAAAAGAAUUGCUCCCGUGAUCGAAGGAAUUGUCUUGCUGACGUUUCGAAGAGCGUGGCCGGCUCUCAAUUAUCAAAGCGUUUAGCGCAAAAACCGACCAGAAUUUUGAAUAGACAGCCGAAUUGAUUGGCCUUGGGCUGAUCGAAUUUUUUUUUUCGUUUGUUGCCUUGGCCUACUGGCCGUCGUUUAUGAGUGUUGGCGGUCUUCUGUGUUGUGUGUCGUCACCUCAACUGGGGCUAGUUGCAUUUGUGUCUCUCCUUUGGGUGAAUUAGUCGACAGGCCGUGUUCGCUCGGUAUUCCUAGGCUCCGUAUGACUGUCUUGUCCUGAUCAUGGCGUAUGUAGUGACGCAGGAUUUUAUGGGCCGCAGGAAGGUCUAGAUGCCUGUCAAUGUAGUUGGCAUCUGAGUACCAAGCCUCAAUUGUGAGACGCUCUGUCCUUGAGGUGCCUCGGCCCAAGACAACUGCUCAUUGAAAGUCAAAACUGUGGCUAGUCUCUCCGAUGUGAGUCGAAAGCUAUGAGCUUGGGUCUAAUAUCUGAGUUGCCAGUUUGUGCUCAUGUUGGAGGGUCUGCGAUUUCCGUUCGGUUUUCCCAACGUAGUUGCAGUCCCCAUCGUUACAACGUAUGUUAUAGACAACUGCUGAGGUCUCACUGGGUGGCAGUAUGUCUUUGGGUUACAUCAGACGGUGACGAAUUGUCGCCUGGGGCCGAUGGGCGAGGCCCCCCACCCUGGCGGGUUGUAAUAGCCGUGAAACGGCUUCGGAGACUCCUUUAGUGUAAGGACUAGCCCUCCAGACUUCGGGUUUUUCUUCUUAUGGCCGUCGUCUGUUCAUUCGGGUAUAGAACUGUGCCCGUAUUUUCAGUGUUUGAUUUAUUUGGACCCACAACCACUGAGUAGUGGCGCUUAACUAUAUGGCAUGGUCGUGGAACGGAAAAUAUCCUCAGGAACUUCCCUGUUGAUGACCUGUUCGUGACCCUUACCACCCAUUUGGAGCUUGUUUGCUUCGAGAAGCUAAUAGAUCGGCACUCACCGGCGUAACGACAGGACAACGACCUCCUGACUCAGUGGUUCGAGGCGUUGGACUUCUAACCAACAGGUCACGAGAUCGAGCCCCAGGUGUCCCGCACUUCGGAAUUGGGUGCGGCUGGCCGACGACUACUGAUAAGCCAGAAACGGCCAUUCCAGUUUCCGUUGUCCUUGUCGGUAAUGCCAUUCUGCCCAUACAUCACGCACCGGUGUGCGGCUGGUGGUGGACUCAAGAGGGAGAGAGAGAUAUAUAUAGCUUUGAGGACAUGUUUCGGUAACAAUCGGGAGAUGGCACCAAAUAUCCGUUGCCUAUAAAUAAUACCUACUUUAUCUAUUUGAGCAGGUUAUAUCCCUACAGUCCACAUGUUGCUUCACUUAGAUUAUCACCGUCUCCAACAGUUGAGAUGCGACCGCUGUAGACCGAGCCAGGGUUAAUCAGUCUUCAUUUAGGCUUACACGGCUGACGAGUGACAGCAGCAGUGGGGUUGCGGGUACCUUUCACCCCAUCUUCGUGGACACUCGAUGAAGCUACGGACAACAAUGUCCAGGCUGAAUUAUCGUUCUAAAUUUUUCACGCAAAGGUUAGUGGAGAAAUGGAACGAUCUCCCUCAGUCAGUCGUGGAGGCAACGUCUCUGCAACUCUUCAAGAAACGCUUGGAUGAUUAUUUGUGUCCCCUGUUUUCCCUCGGCAGUCUGAGUCUGAACUAAAUACCCCGCGACACAGCAAUUUUUCCCCCGAGACAAUGCUACUCAAAUGAAUCGAGUACUGUUUUAAUAGCGAAUAUUUUUAUAAGCAGCGCCAUUCUCGAGCAUGUUGUCGAUUCCGGACAUCGUGUGAUCUCCAACGAAGGUCCCAUCGAGCUACCCUAAGCUACUAGGCCAGCGCCUGUUAGCGAUAGCGGAAGCGGCCGCCAUUAGAUUACGAAAGUCAAUCUUAUGCGCAUAGAAGAACCACGUUCAGGCUCCGCGCCUACAGUGGUCGAAGGUCGACCAACGGUGCAACUCCCCCGCGCACUUCCGCUCUCACCCCGCCCCUGACAAUGACUACUAUUACCCAUCCACCCCUCCCACACAUUCCCACACCCCGCCUGUGUUUUAGGGAGAACUUUUAUCGAUUUCUCUUAUCGCUGACAUGUUUUACCUCUACCCCGUUCCUAUGUAACUGUACUGGCCCGACGAAAAUUGAUCGAAAGCUACGUAUGCUCGCCAACUCGUCUUCUGAAUAUUUUUAUUGUUUGUGUACAGUUAUUUCUAACGAGCUGACAUGUAAUCACUAGGGUUUUCAAAGGCUUUGCCUAUUAUCCUUACCAAAUAAACCGAAUAAACUGAAAACUCAGAGCCCAAAGGCCCAAUGUAACGAGUGAAUUCCGUAAAAACUAUCAGUGAGCGCCCGUCCACCACCAUAUAUAAACAUAUCAGAAAGGGGACGGCAGGGUCUAGGGGUAAACUGAUACAGAACUGUUUCGGGCUUUUUGCCUUCAUUCAGUCAACCAUAACUCUGACCACCAGCUGAGAUUUGACGCAGAUUGUCCAUCACUGGGGUCUAACAGAUGGGUCAUAAGCACGUAGGCGACCCAGGCUAGCUCGGGUCGUUCUCCCGUUAAACAAAGUCGUGACCCAUAGUGGAGUUCGGCAGCCGUCUAGAAUGUCUACAUAGCCCUAUUUAGGAACAAGUUUGCUUACCCCCGCGGGGGGAUUGGGUUAGUAAAGGUGUCCUAAGCAGAUGCUGAGAUCACUCCAUCUGCGCGAUGACCACGGCUCGCAGACACAAAACACACGGUCGAAACAAUCAAACACGAAACCAUACUCUCUCUCUUUCUCUCUCUCUUCCCCUCCUCCUCCCAAAUGAUCCGCCCCACAGACAGGUAGAGUGAGUCCGCUCACUCUGGCAGCCUGGAAUGUUUGUUCCCUUUUAGGCAAUCCCGGGAACAACCAGGCGGAAUGGAGGACAGCGCUAGUGACCCGUGGACUGGAGCGCUACAAGGCGGACAUCGCCGCACUCAACGUGACCCGAUUCUCCGAACAAGACCAACUAGAGGAGGUGGGUGCCGGCUGCACCUUCUUCUGGAGCGGUCGCCCUAGAGCAGAGCGACGGGACGCAGGUGUCACUUUUGCCGUCCUAAACGACAUCGUGAGACGACUGCCCCCUCUGUCGCAGGACAUCAAGGAUCGCCUGAUGAGCCUCCGCCUGCCUCUCUGGGGAGGCAAAUUCGCCACCAUCGUCAGCGUCUACGCUUCCCCGAUGACACGCGCCGACGCGGUGAAGAACAAAUCCUACAAGAACCUCCAAGACCUCAUGGCAUUUGUAUUGAAGGCGGAAAAACUGGCGUCUUCAUUGCCCGCGCCGGGACAGAACGCGCUGCACGAACCUGCGCAGAGCACCGCCUCAUCCUUACUAACACCUGCUUCCGUCUUCCGACGCGAGAGCAGGCCACUUGGAUGCAUUCCCAGUCGCGACACUGGCACCUGCUGGACCAUGGCUUCGUACGAAGGCGUUCCCAGCGGGACGUGCUGGUGA
This is a messenger RNA of Spirometra erinaceieuropaei, 4237 nucleotides long. Lineage: Eukaryota; Metazoa; Platyhelminthes; Cestoda; Diphyllobothriidea; Diphyllobothriidae. The record is from the annotation of a GenBank genome assembly.